Molecule: messenger RNA, 1681 nt
Organism: Nematostella vectensis (starlet sea anemone)
Lineage: Eukaryota; Metazoa; Cnidaria; Anthozoa; Actiniaria; Edwardsiidae
Product: ribosome biogenesis protein WDR12 homolog
Exons: 15
Coding region: 95-1441 (448 amino acids)
Biological process (GO): ribosome biogenesis
Cellular component (GO): preribosome, large subunit precursor
Molecular function (GO): protein binding
Source: RefSeq, a predicted model, not a curated record
AAAGUUUGUAUGAAUUUCCGCUGACUUUAUUGUGGGCGGCUUGUUGACUGCGAUAUGUGCUCAGCGGUGACAACCUCCAAUACAAAAAAUCAAAAUGGCGGACGUAGAACAAGUCCAAGUGAGAUUUUUUACAAAACAAAAAAAGUAUGAGAUCGCCGACACUCCGUUCUCAUUAUCCGCUAAUAUCGGACACGAUGAUCUCAAUGACCUCAUCAAUGGCUUGCUUGGAGCAGGAAAUGAAUCAGAAAUAUCAGGAACUGACAGUGAAGUUGGUCAGAGCAUCCAGUUUGACUUCCUCAUUGACAGUCAGUAUUUACAAGACACCAUUCAAAAACAUAUGAAGGCAAAGGAAAUAUCAGCUGAAAGUGUGGUAGAAAUUGAAUAUUUAGAGAAGCACCCUGCCCCUCAACCAGAUAACAUCUUAGUUCAUGAUGACUGGGUUAGUUCAGUGUCAAGAUGCAAAAAUUGUAUUAUCACUGGAAGCUAUGACAACUGUGUUCAAAUCUGGGAUGAUCAAGGUUCAUGUUUAGCCAAAGUCAAAGGCCACACUAGUCCUGUAAAAGAUGUAGAGUGGGUAUCAAAAGAUGAACAGAAAGGUGUAUUUCUCAGUUCGUCCCAGGACCAGUCAAUAAGAGUAAUGGAGUGGAGUAUAGGGAGUGGUGAGGCAUCAUGUGUACAUGUUUGCAAAGGCCAUACACAAAGUGUGGACAGCAUAUCAAUCAAUCCCUCAGCUACCAAGUUUUGCAGUGGCUCGUGGGAUAAGACGUUAAAGCUCUGGUCUGCGGUUGUAAAUCCUGAAGGUGGUGAUGAAGGUGAAAAUGGCAGUUUAAGCAAAAAACAGAAAACAACUGGAGUAAAGAAGAAAGCAACCACACGGACACCCCUUAUGACUUUCACAGGCCACACCCAGGCUGUCUCAUCAGUAGUUUGGAUGGAUAGAACAACUAUAUGCAGUGCCGGGUGGGACCACUGUAUACGACUCUGGGAUGCUGAGUCUGGCGUCAACAAACAAACUUUGACUGGCUCCAAGGUAUUUUGUGAAAUUGCUUACUCUGCACUAAAUCAAUGUUUGGCAUCUGGGAGUGCUGACAAGUAUAUUCGACUCUGGGACCACAGGGCUGAAGAUGGCCAGGUUGUCAGAGGCAUAUUAACAUCACCCCAAGGAUGGGUUUCUUCUGUCUCUUGGUCUCCUAGCAACCAGUUUGAACUCGCAUCAGCUUCAUAUGACACAACUGUAAAAAUAUGGGACACACGCAGCCCUUAUACACCACUAUACACGCUAACAGGCCAUCAAGAUAAAGUAAUGUGUGUGAGAUGGUCUUCUUCUCGUCAUCUGAUGAGCGGUGGGACAGAUAACCAGUUGAUUCUGUACCUGUGUGGCAGUAAUGGAUGGCGAGUCGAAGGGUCAAGUAAAGGGGAUAUACAAACAACAACAGAUUAGAAGCUUAUCAGAGAGCCAUUCUUCUAAGCUAUCCAACAUAGAUCACAAGACUUUUUUUAGUGAUUUCUGAGAACUCAUGAAAUUUCUGGUUUCUGAGAACUCAUGAAUCAGACAAGCCAAGAAAGAUCAAUGGUGAUUUUUAGGUCUUUGGAAUUCUUCCAAUCAUGUUACAAUAGAUCUCACAUAAAUGGGACUUGUGAUUUUUGUUUGUUUUAUUAAAACCUUUGCAAAUAGCACCGA